Molecule: messenger RNA, 1152 nt
Organism: Macroventuria anomochaeta
Lineage: Eukaryota; Fungi; Ascomycota; Dothideomycetes; Pleosporales; Didymellaceae
Product: galactose oxidase
Exons: 1
Coding region: 112-1152 (346 amino acids)
Molecular function (GO): protein binding
Source: RefSeq, a predicted model, not a curated record
CUAGGAAAGCUAUAAGAUGCAACGCAUCUACUACGACAGAAUCGACGCAACAUCCACAAGAACAUCAUUGCAUCAUAGAAGCAGCAACAACACCAUUCCUUGCCUCUCAUAAUGUACAAAAUCACACCGGUCUUCUUUGUUCUCCUCUCAUUAGUCACUACAACCCUAUCACGUCCCAGUAAGAGUUCAUCAUGGAACCCACUCGCCUCCCUCCCCAUCCCACGACAAGAACACACCACCGUCUACCUCCCACCCUCCACCAUCGCCGUCCUCGGCGGCAUUAUCCCCACAAACGACACCAGCACAUUACCAAUCGCCACAACCUCUCUCGUCGAAUUCUACUCUAUUCCAAACAACACUUGGAGCACCUCCGUGCCUCUACCACGUGCAAUGAACCACAUCAAUGCCGCCGUCGUAAACAGGUCGAUCUACAUCCUUGGCGGCCUCGCAGAUCUAGGUGAGAUGCAGCCAGCGUGGCGCGCGGUGCCGGACUCUUUCAUCUAUUCACCCGGCAGCGGCGCAUGGACGAGUAUUCCAGGCCUGCCGGUGGGAGAGGCGAGGGGUAGUGCGGCGGUGGGUGUGCACGAUGGCAAGAUCGUGCUUGCGGGCGGAAUGAGUGAUCUUGAGCUCUCUGGCAACGCAACCCAAAGUACCGUUUCCGUGGUCAGUAUCUUUGAUACGGAGAGGAGGGAGUGGGUGAAGUUGCCGAGUAAAGCAAGAUAUUUGCCUGAGGGAAGAGAUCACGCAGGCGCUGCUGUUGUGGGCGGGAAGAUGUUUGUCCUCGGCGGCCGGACCCAGGGGCAAGAGAAUGUCAAGGACACUGUUUUUAUUCUCGAUCUGUGCAACCUCAACGCUGGUUGGUCAGUCAGCAAGGCAAGGAUGCCCACGCCGAGGGGUGGUGUUGCGGCGGGCGUUGUAGGGGGGAAGGUGUACGUGUUUGGCGGCGAGGGGAAUCGGGGUACGGAGAGUGGUGUGUUUGACCAGGUGGAAGUGUAUGAUAAGGUGAGGGAUAGGUGGGAGAGUAAAGGAAGUAUGAGGGUCCCAAGACAUGGAACGUAUGCUGUGGGUGUGGGGAGGAGGGUGUAUGUGCCUGGGGGUGGGACGAGGCAGAGUGGUGCGCCUGUUGCUGACUUUGAUGUGUUUGAGGCUUGA